AUGAGUGAUGUUUUUAGUUUGGGUAGUCCGCUUACCAACACUGGUGAAAACGUGGUAGUGUAUAUGGGUGAGAAUCAGUGUCAGUUGAAGGAGAAUCACAUCCCUAAUACUAACAUUCGUGAAGAGGCGACAGCGUCUGCGCAAGUAAACCAGCAGCCAAUUCAUGAAUCGGACUACCAAAAUAAUUCACCAAUCGUCAAAACCAAACGUGGACGUCGUUCAAACCUUGAAAGUUUGAGUCAUCACCGCUCCAGUUCAACCUGCUCGAUCACAGAUUACUUUAAGAGGAAACGUAACCUGGACGACAGUCUUGAAAAAUCCUUCCAGGAGACAGCAGACAAGAUACUCGCUUCUUUGAAAAAGAAGCAAUUCAGAGAAGAACAUCUAUCUUCGCCCUCUAACGACAUUUCUUCCUCAGCACCAGUAGCAGCAUCCUCACCGGAAACAAUGAACGACUGUGAAAGUAUUCUGAAAGCCAUUAAUGAUCUAAGAGUGGAUCUGAACAAUAAAAUGGAUGCAUUAAGGAUCAGCAAUGAAGAUAAAUUCUCAUCGCUGGAGAAUAAAGUUUCCAAACGAAUCGAGGCAGUAGAAGUAAAACAGAGGACUGAUUUUAAAAACCUAAAUAAUAAAUAUGAUAACCUAGCGCUCAGUCUACAAAAUAUCAACAAAAGGCUCGAUAGUGGUACCACCCCUAAUUCUGGCAAUGAUAUGUACCCCGCGAAGAUGAAUAAACUCCUUAAAAUCGCGCAAAACAUGGAAAAGAAGGAUAGGGAGGAAAGGAAGGAUAAUAUAGUCAUAAAAGGAUUAAAUAAUUCGCACAAUCUCGAAGAAGCUACGGUCCUUAUUAAUGACUUCUUAAAAAGCAAAUAUGGCUUAUCUAACUGCUACAAAUCUCUGAAAGUACUUGGUAAAGACCAGAAUAUAUAUAAGAUAACUCUUAUGAACAGUGAACUUAAAAAACAAAUUAUGGCUAAUAAAAAACGUAACCUGGCGGAUACUAGAGUCUUUAUUGAGAACGAUCUUACUGAACAGCAAGCCUCAGAAAUGUAUAACCUGAGACUUGCCACGAAAGAGCACAAACUAAAAGGAGACAAAGUCAAAUUUUUUAGAAAUAAAGUCAGUAUAAACGAUAAGUGGAUGCAGUGGGAUGAAGACCAAGGAGGACUAGUAGAAUCGCGGACCCCAGUACGCAACAUAGAAAGCAAAAAAAAUAAUAACCCGACACGAACUUCCAAACACAACAAACAAUAA
Messenger RNA from Cotesia congregata, 1251 nucleotides. The record is from the annotation of a GenBank genome assembly. NCBI's taxonomy places the organism in Eukaryota, Metazoa, Arthropoda, Insecta, Hymenoptera, Braconidae.